Lymnaea stagnalis (great pond snail) is the source of this 348-nucleotide messenger RNA. Lineage: Eukaryota; Metazoa; Mollusca; Gastropoda; Lymnaeidae. The record is from the annotation of a GenBank genome assembly.
CUAGGCCCAACGCUUGGCAACCUCGAUAAAUCUAACAGUAAGUUGUUCAGACCUAAUGGCGACCUCAGAGAUUCCAUUUAUAGAGUUGUUAAAACUGUGAACAAUGUCAUGCCCAACGGUAAAGACGUAUCGACAGACUCCUGGUCAUCACAAAGUAAAGUUUGUGGAAGUCAAUCGAAGAAUCUAACGAACACUUCACCACAAGAAGACGCAGGGGGGUGUACAACCCCGAAUGAAAAUCUCAGAUAUGUCAGAGAGCGGUCACUGAUUGCAAUAUCAGGAGAAAAACUGACGGCAUUAAAGCAUCGAGCGAGGCAGCUUGAGGAGUCUCUCCACGACGCAAUCUCC